AUGAUGAUUAGACUCGUGGAAAAAGGGACUACACUUACUUGGGGCCCUGGACUUUCCAGUGACCCUGAAAGUGAGGCGAUCGCCGCUCCUACUUCUGUUGCUGUUGUUGUUGUUGCUGCUGUUGCUGUUGCUGUUGCUAUUGCUGCUGCUGUGUCCACCUCGACCUCGAGGAUGGGGGCAGCGGAGCGCGAUGGCGUUGCGAUUAAAAAGCUCUCGAGACUCUUCAAGUCUGUCCUGGGCUUUGAGGUGGACAAUAGCACCUUCACAGAGGCCCAAAUCAGGGCCAUGUUCUACCCCAAGUUCAAAAAUGAUAAAUCCGAUCAGAAGACAAGGACCAAAAUGAUUGAUAUGGUGUCCCAUGGGCUUGCAAACUUGAAGGUUACACUCAAGCAUUCUAGUUCCCUCUUCAUGUAUGAUGGUCACCAUGGUGGUGCAUAUGUGAAGAAUAGCUUCGGGAAUUCAGUCAUAUUCUUCAUCCCUGCUGUUGCACGCUGUGGGGGAGCUUGGGACCAGCAUCAGCUGGCGGAAGAAGAGGAUGUCGACCCGCUUCCAGAGGACAUUCUUCAUCAGAUACAUGCCCAUAUGCCGAUGUGA
Molecule: messenger RNA, 594 nt
Organism: Zea mays
Lineage: Eukaryota; Viridiplantae; Streptophyta; Magnoliopsida; Poales; Poaceae
Product: tRNA ligase 1
Exons: 6
Coding region: 1-594 (197 amino acids)
Biological process (GO): tRNA splicing, via endonucleolytic cleavage and ligation
Molecular function (GO): RNA ligase (ATP) activity
Source: RefSeq, a predicted model, not a curated record